AUGAUGGUCGCCGUUGCCACGAUCUCAAUUUUCGAAAACCGCUUCUUUCUCCUUUUUGCUGAAAACUCCUGGUGGCGUCAUGGUCGAAAAUUCUUCUAUCUCAUCAAUUAUUCACUUGCCCUUCUUUAUUUUCUACCUACCGUACUCCUAGUCCCCGAUCAGGACCUCGCAAGAAAGGAAGUCUUCAAAAUGUACCCAAAAGUGGUCCAUUUUCACACUCCGGACCAUCCAAUCUAUGUGGUUGCGUAUGAUUGGGAAAUUCGAGAAUGGAUUGGGUAUCGACAGUUGAUUAGUUUGGGUACUGUAAUUGUGGAAGGGUCCACUUUUUUGUUCUUGUUGCAUUUCAAUAUCUGGUGGUCCACCAAGAGAAUGACAAUGUCACAAAAUACAUUGGGGAUGCAGAGGAGGUUCUUGAAAGCUGUUUACAUGCAGAUCGCCAUUCCCGCUACCAUCAUGAUUGUCCCUCAAAUUAUAAUGAUCCUACUGGGAUAUUUAUACCUAAACACCACGGAAAUGAACAGUAUCGCCUAUAUGCUAAUGGCCAUACAUGAAAGAGGAUUAUCUUUUGUUACUCUUGAAAAUAACCGUCCGAGAUUUUCAAAGUAUGCGGCAGUGGGAUUCUGGGUGAAUGGAUUCAGGAAAACCACUUGUCAAGAGAAAACGUACUCAAAAAAUAAAUGUAAUGGGACCAAUGACGGCAGAUGCACGCUGGGAGUGCUUGAGACAACACAGCUUAUGCCAAAAAUGCCUCUCCUACCAACAACAAAGGCACCAGUGUCCUUCCGGUGUCCUAAUCGAUUUUGGAUGCUACUACUGCAAGGAAGAGGUCCACAACUCAGCACUCUGCAGGAUCCCAAAGACUGUGGUCGAUACAAAAUACUUCAUGCCAGGUGGACCCAAAGACUCACGCGAAAGACAACCAACUCCAGAUCUGAACAUGAACACAGAAAACGACCAAUAUUAUCAAUGGGAUCGACGUCGCCAACAGGAGCCAAUUGA
This is a messenger RNA of Caenorhabditis briggsae, 999 nucleotides long. NCBI's taxonomy places the organism in Eukaryota, Metazoa, Nematoda, Chromadorea, Rhabditida, Rhabditidae. The record is from RefSeq and is a predicted model, not a curated record. The transcript is spliced from 5 exons. The coding region runs from base 1 to 999 and encodes 332 amino acids.